Dendronephthya gigantea is the source of this 1047-nucleotide messenger RNA. RefSeq lists its product as uncharacterized. The transcript has 5 exons. NCBI's taxonomy places the organism in Eukaryota, Metazoa, Cnidaria, Anthozoa, Malacalcyonacea, Nephtheidae. The record is from RefSeq and is a predicted model, not a curated record. The coding region runs from base 87 to 920 and encodes 277 amino acids.
AUCAUUUAAAUGCCAAAAAUGCACGUUUGUUCUAUGGUUUGUUGUGAAAUAUUUACAUUUGUAGUGCCGUAAAAUAUUUUCUAUCGAUGGCAACAGCUUGUGAAGACGAGGACGAGGUCCCUCCUUUAGAAGACCUUUCAGAGGUCAUAGAUCAAAUACAGUCCAUGCAGUGUGUAGAUAAGAUCACAAAUGACAAACCACCAUCGCCAGAAUUAAGUGAGGUACCACAAAAACAACCUACGAAAACCAGUAAACCCCAGACAUUUGGUGGUUUCCAGAAAGGAUUUCUUAACAAGAAAACCAAACCGAAAUUUCCUAAACCUGAAUCAAGCAAUCCAAUAUCGGCAAAAGAGGCACAAAUACCUACCAUAUGUCCAAAACAAGAGGAAUCGAAUAGUCUUGUGUUCCCGGAUGUACAGAAAGCAAUGGAUACUUCAUUUUUGCAAAAUAAAGACUGGGUAACAGACGACCUUCUCAAGAAGCUAGAGGGAAGACCUGAUUUACUAAAGAAACUUGCCGACCCAAGAUACUCCCAAGCUUUGAGUCUUUUCAGGCAGAAUCCGGAGGAGGGUUUGAAGCUAAUUCAAGGCAGUCAAGAACUACAGUCAUUUAUUAAAGAUUUUUGUGCUAUCCUAGGGGAACACUUUACAGGAAUGGCAGAGCAAACCUCAGAGCAAGUGAAUUCAUCAGAAGUUGAUGGCAAGGCCACAACAGCUUCGCAGGAAGAUAAGGAAAAGAUGAGUAAGAUCUUAUCAGAUCCUGCAACACUGGAAGUUCUCAAAGAUCCAUGGGUUAGUAAACUUAUAAAGAACUUAAAGGAAAAUCCUCCAGAAGCAAGAAGAAUGUUGGCAACAAGUAAACCAGAAGUUCUGCCAAAGAUAAAGAAACUAAUUGAUGCUGGAAUUUUAAGUUAUGGAUGACCCUAGAUGUACAUAAAGUAUAUAUCAAAUUAGAUUUAUGAAUUAGAUUUAUGUAUAGAAUUUGUUAUGAUUUACAAAAAAAUUGAUGUGACAUUAAUUUAUUACAAAUUAUGUUUUCAUUGCUGAA